Polyodon spathula (Mississippi paddlefish) is the source of this 688-nucleotide messenger RNA. Its product is annotated as 40S ribosomal protein S27-like. Lineage: Eukaryota; Metazoa; Chordata; Actinopteri; Acipenseriformes; Polyodontidae. The transcript is spliced from 4 exons. Gene Ontology annotation, molecular function: RNA binding; structural constituent of ribosome. Gene Ontology annotation, biological process: translation; ribosomal small subunit assembly. The record is from RefSeq and is a predicted model, not a curated record. Bases 124 to 378 code for a protein of 84 amino acids. Gene Ontology annotation, cellular component: ribosome; cytosolic small ribosomal subunit.
GGUCCUGCUGUGGAGGCGGAGAAGCCCCAGAAGCAGCUGUUUAUAAUAGUCUCAGCUCUCCUGUGUGAGUCGGGCAGCAGGUAACGAAGACAGCAAAACGCCAACUCCUUGAACAAAACGAAAAUGCCGCUUGCAGAGGACCUGAUGCACCCCCUGGCUGAGGUGGAAAGGCGGAAACACAAGAAGAAACGGCUGGUACAGCGUCCCAACUCUUACUUCAUGGAUGUCAAAUGUCCAGGCUGCUACAGGAUCACUACAGUGUUCAGCCAUGCGCAGAGGGUUGUGCCGUGCGGAGGGUGCUCCUACGUUCUGUGCCAGCCCAAAGGAGGGAAGUGUCGCCUCACAGAGGGUUGCUCCUUUAGAAGAAAACCACACUGAUCGCUUCCUUUCAAGGAUGAAGAAGGAAAGUGAUUUCUCUUUAAUUCUCAAUCUGCGCCCCAUGGGGUGUAACUUCUAGCCUUCACUGUCCUGUGCUGAUUUUGAACCAGAGAAGGCAGUCCUGAUUCUUCUGGGUACACAGAAACCUGGAGCUCUGUACAAAUCUGAAGAUUGUGAACCAAAUUCGCUGGCCUUUAGUUGCUUUUAAUCAUACAAGGGGGUUCAUUGCUGAUCUCUUAAGGGAAGUCUGGAUACAUCUACAGACCUCCUGUAAUACAAUUCUAAUAAAGCUUGCUGUUUUUAAAUUAAA